This is a messenger RNA of Labrus mixtus (cuckoo wrasse), 5302 nucleotides long. It is a transcript of the gene dnm2a, whose product is annotated as dynamin 2a. The transcript is spliced from 22 exons. Gene Ontology annotation, molecular function: GTPase activity; microtubule binding; GTP binding. NCBI's taxonomy places the organism in Eukaryota, Metazoa, Chordata, Actinopteri, Labriformes, Labridae. Gene Ontology annotation, cellular component: cytoplasm; microtubule; membrane. The record is from RefSeq and is a predicted model, not a curated record. The coding region runs from base 303 to 2996 and encodes 897 amino acids.
UCGAUCGGAUGUCGUCUACCCGGACCGGAUGGUGUUCGUGUAGAGGAAGUUUUGUUUUGCGAGUUUUCCGUCCGAUACGGCUGACUGAGUGUUUAGCUUAAGCUCUAAAGAGAACACGAAAUGAUAGUAGUGUGAACUUAAUAACGGGCAACCGCACAAGUGUUGACGGAGAGCAUAAAAGCCCGAGGUGUUGAAGCGGCGGAAGUCAACACUUCAGAGUAACACGAGAGCACCUUGCUGCUAAGCUAGCGUUAGCUUCUGGUUUGCGCUGUGUUGAAGGGGCUCUCUGAGCUAACGAAGCCAUGGGGAACCGGGGCAUGGAAGACCUGAUUCCCCUGAUCAACAAGCUUCAAGACGCUUUCAGCUCCAUUGGCCAAAGUUGCAAUUUAGACCUUCCUCAGAUUGCUGUGGUUGGAGGACAGAGUGCUGGGAAAAGCUCAGUCUUGGAAAAUUUUGUUGGCAGGGACUUUCUUCCACGUGGAUCAGGCAUUGUUACCCGCAGACCUCUCAUUUUGCAGCUGGUCAACAAUAAAGCAGAAUAUGCUGAAUUCCUGCACUGCAAAGGGAAGAAGUUUGUGGACUUCGAUGAGGUGCGGUCAGAAAUUGAGGCUGAGACCGAAAGGAUAACGGGCUCCAACAAAGGAAUCUCCCCCAUCCCAAUUAACCUGAGGGUCUACUCCCCAAAUGUGCUGAACCUGACCCUGAUCGACCUCCCGGGCAUGACUAAGGUUGCUGUGGGAGAUCAGCCUGUAGACAUCGAGCACCAGAUCAGGGACAUGCUCAUGCAGUUCAUCACCAAGGAGAGCUGCCUGAUCCUUGCCGUCACCCCUGCUAACACCGAUCUGGCCAACUCAGACGCACUCAAGAUCGCCAAGGAGGUGGACCCGCAGGGUAUGCGAACCAUUGGAGUUUUAACAAAACUGGACUUGAUGGACGAAGGGACGGACGCAAAGGACAUCCUGGAAAAUAAACUUUUGCCACUUCGUAGAGGCUACAUUGGUGUGGUGAACCGCAGUCAGAAAGACAUUGAUGGGAGGAAGGACAUUCGUGCUGCACUGGCUGCAGAGAGAAAGUUCUUCCUGUCCCACCCUGCCUACAGACACAUUGCAGAGCGUAUGGGCACACCCCAUCUACAAAAGGCACUCAACCAGCAAUUAACCAACCACAUCAGGGACACCCUGCCUGGUCUGCGCAGUAAGCUGCAGAGUCAGCUCCUCUCUCUGGAGAAAGAGGUGGAGGAGUACAAGAACUUCCGUCCGGAUGAUCCAACACGCAAGACCAAGGCCUUGUUGCAAAUGGUGCAGCAGUUUGGUGUAGACUUUGAGAAGUGCAUCGAGGGCUCGGGGGACCAAGUGGACACCAAUGAACUGUCAGGAGGCGCCAAAAUCAACCGCAUCUUCCAUGAACGCUUCCCAUUCGAACUGGUCAAGAUCGUGUUUGAUGAAAAGGAGCUACGGCGAGAAAUCAGUCACGCAAUCAAGAACGUCCAUGGUGUCAGAACGGGGCUGUUCACUCCAGACCUGGCGUUUGAGGCCAUCGUGAAAAAGCAGAUCGUUAAGCUGAAAACGCCCUGUCUCAAAUGUAUCGAUCUGGUCAUUCAGGAGCUCAUCAACACAGUCAGGCAGUGCUCCAACAAGCUCAAUUCCUACCCCAGACUGAGAGAGGAGACUGAGAGGAUUGUUACCUCCCAUGUCAGAGAAAGAGAAGGAAAGACUAAGGAUCAGGUUCUGCUGCUGAUUGACAUUGAACUGUCCUACAUCAACACCAACCAUGAGGACUUCAUAGGCUUUGCUAAUCUUGACUACAGAAGGCUGGAUGAUGGUAGCUCCCCGCCGGGGUACAGCAACAACAGCGCCCAACAAAGGAACACGGCUGCAAACAAGAAGAGGGCCAUACCCAACCAGCUUGGCGGACUUGGAGAGGGCCAUGAGGAAAAGGUGAUCCGGAAAGGCUGGUUAACCCUCAACAUCAGCAUCAUGAAGGGAGGCUCCAAAGAGUACUGGUUUGUCCUGACUGCGGAGAACCUGUCCUGGUACAAGGAUGAGGAGGAGAAGGAAAAGAAGUAUAUGCUUCCUCUGGACAACCUGAAGAUCAGAGAUGUUGAGAAAGGAUUUAUGUCCACAAAGCACAUUUUCGCAAUCUUCAACACAGAACAGAGGAAUGUGUACAAGGAUCUUCGCCAAGUAGAGCUGGCUUGUGAUUCCCAAGAGGAUGUGGACAGCUGGAAAGCCUCAUUCCUAAGGGCAGGAGUUUAUCCAGAGAAGGACCAGGCGGAGAAUGAAGAUGCUGCCCCUGCAGACACAUUCUCUAUGGACCCUCAGCUGGAGCGGCAGGUGGAAACCAUCCGCAACCUGGUGGAUUCAUACAUCGGCAUCAUCAACAAAUCCACCAGAGACCUCGUGCCCAAGACCAUCAUGCAUCUCAUGAUCAACAGUGCAAAGGAUUUCAUCCACUCAGAGCUGCUGGCCUACCUCUACUCGUCUGGAGACCAGAACAGCCUCAUGGAGGAGUCAGUCGACCAGGCCCAGCGGAGAGACGAAAUGUUGCGCAUGUAUCAUGCACUUAAGGAGGCACUGCACAUAAUUGGCGACAUUAGUACAAGCACCGUCUCCACCCCAGCACCCCCACCUGUCAAUGACACCUGGAUGCAAGAAGCCAGCCCAACCCCUCAGCGCAGGCCGCCUGCUGCUGCUGCACCGCCCCCCAGCCGCCCACCUGCUGUUCGGGGCCCAACACCAGGACCACCUCUGAACCCUUCCCCUGCUUUCGGAGCUCCUCUUAACCCCUCUCCUGCAUUCGGUGCGCCACCAAUCCCCUCUCGCCCAGGCCCGGCCAUGAAUGCCUAUAACAGUGGCCAGGAUCCCUUCAGUGCACCCCCACAGAUCCCCUCCAGGCCAGCCCGAGUCCCACCCGGUGUGCCUAGCCGAAGACCCCCUGGCGCUCCUUCUCACCGGCCCACCAUUAUCCGCCCUGCUGAGCCCUCCCUGCUAGACUAGACCCGUGGCCCAGUCCACCUAAUUGUGUGUGUUUUGUGUGUGGGUUUGUCUAUCUGCACUCUAAAAGGCCAGAGGCGGGGGCUCGAGGGGAGGGGAUCAGACUUCUAGUGGUGCAUUUUGUGCAUUGUCCAGCCGCAUUAAUAUGUCUCUUCAAGCAAUGUAAUAAGCUGCUCAUACCGUCUUUAUCAGCGCACAUGAACGAGAGGAACGCCUUAACCACUUGAAUAUAACAUUCGAUUGCUGUGGAAAUGGUUCAUGACACAUACAACGCAGCUGAUUUCUGAGAUGCAUUUAGCUUCUAUCGGUAGCAGAUGAUGUAUCAAAUUCAGUUCAAGCCCUUUUCUCAUAGAAACAGCUGGUUUAUUUCUUCCAGACAGAAUCUCAGUCAAUAACUUAUUAACAGUUACAUGCUUUCUUUCCUCCCAGACCUUUUGUCUUUGGUCCAGAAGCCCCAGUCGAAUCUCUGUUAUAUACACACCUUAUGUGAUGUCAGUGUUUUACUGGGUUUUCAUUUCCUAACUGAUCUCAUAUGGAAAAAACGAAAGCUUCUAAUCACUGUUGUGGUGUCCAUCACAGUUUUUCCCUUCAGUUAUUUUAUCCGAGUGACUUUGUCCUUUUUAAUGAAUUUAAUAAACGUAGCUUUAAAAGAAAAUAAAUCCUAAUCACAGAAAGAAAAAAACAAAGAGUAUAGACACACGGGGCAGGGUUGUGUGAGACUGAGAGAGUAUCUUUAACCCCCUUUUUUAAAUUAUUCAUCCAAGAUGAAAAGAUGUCAAACAGAUUUACUGUUUCAUUUCCAGCACUUCUAACCCAGUUUCCUAUCCCCUCCCAACAAGCCGGACAUUACAGGGAUGUUGUAGUCCCUUACCAGAACACUAUGCACAGAAACCCGAGAGAGAGACUAAAGACUGUCUGCACUUUGUUGGAAGCUUUCUCUCUGCUAAUUUUGAGUUGAUAAAGUCUCGAAUUGUAAUCGAGGGGGGGGGGGGGGGGUAGAUGAAGAUCUGAGGUUUAGAGUAUAAAGAUGGUUUUAAGCAUUUAGGGGUCACAUCUCUCUCUGGGCUUAGUUGUCAAGACAUGUAUAAUUAUCACUUCUGCUUCCUUGCAUUGAAAUAACAUUGUAUAUAGCGGGACUACUCUGGGGAGUUAGCACUUGCAUCUCAUUUUAAUCGCACGGCGGUUGAUGACAAAAACAUGCUUAUUAUUCUAAUCAAAGCCCGAUAUGUUGAACCAAUAGUUGCCCCGUUAAAAGAAGCUCUAACUCUGUCGUUGCAUUGAUUAGCCUUGGAUGUAGAGGGGGAAAAGAUCGGUUAUCUACUGGUGCAUUAUUUAUAACCUGGGCAUUUGUCUUUCUUUUAAUGUUUUUGGUUGCAAUUAAAUCAGCUCUGUACAACUCCGCUCCCCAGCUUCUCCUAGACUCUUAAUCAAGGGUUCUUCUACAGGGAUGAGCUGUCUAAGUGUGUUGUAUGUGGGGGGAGGGGGGGCACAUUGUCUACACAGCUGUGGUUUUUUUGAUAACAAUGAGUAUAUUUUGAUUGCUCUUUGAGGGUAUUUGACCAAUUAAAAACAACUUUAAAAGCAGGGAGCGGCGUUGGGGCUACCAUGAUGUUUUGUGUUUUUGGUUUGAUCAGUAGUGGUGGUGAACAGGUGGUGGGGAUUGUUGGUGUUUGAAGGCACACCCUGACUAGAGAGGCAGUCUGGACUUUUCACUCUUCUCACUUCAGAGAGAAGCGUAAUCAGCCAAUCUGACAAGAUAAGAAACUUAAAAAAAAAAAACCAGAACUGUCCAAAUCCAGACUCUCCAGACAGCGUGUGCUUUUUCUUCCCCUGUGUUUUUCUGUGCAGGUCUGGCUUUCAGUGACAGUGCCUGAAUGAGCUUAACAAGCUCUUGGAAAAAUGUUCCCUUUACAUAAGUUCUUUCACAAAGACCUAGUAGGCAAAUCUAAAGUAGUUCUUGAAGGAAAAUUCCUAUUGGCCAAAGUUUGUUCAAAAUCCCAUGUGCCUGUCAUGUUAGCCUGCCCCUGUGAAGCCCGGACUGUAAAUACCCUGUGAUACAUUAGGUUGUGGCGACACUGCCUCCCUUCCUAAUGGAUGUACCCUGCUCCUUCCUCUUUCCCUCCCCUGCCUGAAUUUGGUAGAAGGGGUUGGAAACCAACCUGCAAAAAAAAAAAAACAUUUUCUUUUUGUUUUGCAAACCCUUGUCAAGUGCCUCUGUAGCAAAAUAAUGAUUUGAAUAAACAUGAACUGAUUUAGUAUGGCGAGUAAAUAAAGAGGUGUUGUGUACAAUAAAGGGACUGGCUCUGGUG